Molecule: messenger RNA, 1788 nt
Organism: Dioscorea cayenensis subsp. rotundata (Guinea yam)
Lineage: Eukaryota; Viridiplantae; Streptophyta; Magnoliopsida; Dioscoreales; Dioscoreaceae
Product: receptor-like protein 12
Exons: 4
Coding region: 1-1788 (595 amino acids)
Molecular function (GO): protein binding
Source: RefSeq, a predicted model, not a curated record
AUGCCAUUCAUCACUGGUACUAUAACUACUUCUAGUACUGGUAAUACUACGAGAGGCUGCAUCAAGGCAGAACGAGACGCCCUCCUCGCAUUCAAAGCAGAACUCAUGUAUCACAAGGCUCAUCCCAUCUCGUCGUGGGGCAAUUACACUGAUAUUGAUUGCUGCCAAUGGGCGGGCGUGCACUGUGACAACAAUUCUGGCCACAUAGUCCGGCUUGACCCCCGCCUCUGGCGACCACCACCAAAUAAUUUUGAUGAUUAUAAUUAUUAUGUUUGGUGUGAUGAUGAGUCAGGCCUGAGUGGCAACAUCAGUGAAUCUCUUCUUGGUCUCAAGCACCUCACAUACCUUGAUCUCAGCUUCAAUUGCUUCCUCAAUAUCUCCAUCCCAAAGUUUUUGAGUUCGUUGGAGAACCUGGUUCAUCUCGACCUCAGCUAUUCGGGAUUCACUGGUGUCAUACCUUAUGAGCUCGGUAAUCUCACUAAGCUGAGUUACCUCAACCUAGCAAAUUAUGAUAACAAGGUUGAUGAUGCUGAGUGGCUAUCUGGUCUAUCUUCUCUGAGAUACUUUAUGAACAUUAUCCCUGAGUCUCUCCCAUAUCUUAACUUCACCUCCCUCAGCUCUGUUGAUAUCAGGUUCAACAAGUUCGACAACACUAGUAUCCCAGAAUGGCUCUUCAGAAUACCCAACUUACGUCAUCUCACAUUGACAGACUGCGGGUUUACCGGCACCAUCCCUUCCUCUAUCAGAAACGCAACUUCUCUUCAAAUGCUGUCCUUAGCCUUGAAUAAAGGAAUUUCUGGUGAUAUACCGAGAGGAUUUGGUGACCUAUGUAAUCUCCAGGAGCUCUACUUAAGUGGCACUUUUGUUGGGAAGAGCUUGGAGGAUUUCAAAGAUGCAUUCUCUGGAUGCAUUAGGCGAAAUUUGAAUGUACUUACAUUUGAAUUUAGCUGGCUACAAGGUCCUUUACCAGAUUGUUACAACUUCAACUACCAUUCUCUUAUCACCGAAGCUCAUUUGGCUAAUCUCACUGGUCUCAAGUACCUAAUCCUUCAUCGUACCAAUUUGGUUCUCAAUAUAAGCACUGAUUGGAUUCCAGGGUUUCAGGCUUUUGGUAUAUACUUAUCUUAUUGUCACAUUGGACCAAAAUUUCCAGUUUGGCUUGCCAAUCAAGUGAAUCUUGCCUCUCUGGAAAUCUCUAAUAGUGGAAUCAAGGAUUCAAUGCCUAAUUGGUUUUGGAACAUCACAGGCACCAUGAUUUCCUUAGAUCUCAGCAACAAUGAGAUCAAAGGACGAAUGCCUCAACGCUUCAAAUUUCAAGCAGAAGAAGAUUAUGCUGAAAUACUCCUUAGCUCCAAUCACUUUGAGGGAUCUAUUCCUUAUUUUUCUUCUAAUGUUUAUGCAUUAGACUUAUCCAAUAACUCAUUUUCAGGAAUUAUUCCCUCAGAUCUUGGAAACUUUGUAGGAGUAAGACCUCGACUCACUCACUUGUCUUUAUCUUCAAACAACCUGACUGGUGGUAUUCCAAACUCUCUAUGUAAUUUCAUGGAGCUUAUAUUUUUAGAACUCUCCAACAAUCACUUGGAAGGAGUGAUCCCGAGUUGCUGGAACAAUUUGACAAGUCUACAAUACCUCAUCUUGGCAAACAACUCGCUGAGCCAGAGCGAGAUCACCACGAACACAAGCCAACACCAAGGUGGAACUCCUGAAGUCAAUGAUCUUCAGUACAGGGAUUCACUUCUUCUCAAAGUUCAAAUACAACAAGGAGAGGAUGAGCAACAAGACAACUAA